This is a messenger RNA of Diatraea saccharalis (sugarcane borer), 821 nucleotides long. NCBI's taxonomy places the organism in Eukaryota, Metazoa, Arthropoda, Insecta, Lepidoptera, Crambidae. The record is from the annotation of a GenBank genome assembly.
AUACGUCCCAAGAGUAUUGUGCUGAUCACAUCCUAAAAUGGCCAAGUGGAGCAUUGUCGCGUUGGCGCUGGUCGGGUGUGCUCUCGCCGAGCCCCCAGUGGGUUACAGCUACUCCGCCCCCUCAUCAUCCUUGAUCGUGGUCGGAGGAGGCCACAGCUCCGGAGGCCUUAGCCAUGGAGGUCAUUACACCCGCGUCCCAGUGGGCCACCAGACCUCAGAAGGCUACAACGUCGACCCCCAUCUCCUCGAGAAGAUAAAGCACAUCAUCCUUAAAGACGAGAUCCAGAACCAGGCCUACCAAUCAGCCUCUGCAUCCCAUGGUCAUGGACACGGCAUAUCUUCUCACUACGGCCCACCAGCACCAGUCUACGGUGUUCCUCACGACAGAAUUGUUGGCAUCGAACUCGAUCAUAUCCAACAAGGUCUCCAAGUCGCUCAAUACCACCAGGCUGAAGAAGGAUACGCUGGCGGUUACGCCGGUGGUUACGCCGGUGGAUACGCCGGUGGAUACUCGGGCGGUUACUCCGGUGGAUAUUCCAGCGGUGGUCACGGAGGAUACUCCGGCGGUGGCGACAGUCACGGCUCCAUCUCCUACUCCGCCCCCUCAGUCACUUACACGACAAUCGGUGUGCCAUCCGGCUCAUACGGAGUCCCAUCUCCCUCAUCGUCCUACGGCGCCCCCCAUCAUUAAACGAAACGCAAACUUAGUCAUCUCAUCCCAUUAAUGUUAAAAAAUCAUGUGAUCGCAUCCUAGAUUUAAUAUGUAUUAUAUUGUUGUUAAUGUAAGUUUCUGUAAAUAUACCUCCUUUUUUGUAACAACA